AAAAGCUCAAAAAGAGAAAGCAAGAAAGUGUGAAGAGAAAUUGGACACUUGGCACAUUCACCAAGCUCUUCAAACCAAGGAAGAAGGAACGCAGCCAAACCAAUUUUUUUCCCCAAAAACAUACCAAAUCAGGAAAUACCUCAAAAUAUUAUCAUUAAAACCAUACAAUAAAAAAAAAAUAUAACACAGGUUUGUUAUAUCUAUAUACUCUCUUUAAUCCUUCCUUUUUCUUUCUCCAGUUUUUUCAAUUUCUUUCUUAAAUUUUUCUUAAGUUGUUAAUUUGUUAUUUUUUACCUAAAAAAAAAAAAAACACACUUAGUGUGAGGUUUUUUAGCUGUAGAUUAUUUCGAGAAAGAUAUUUUGCACUAGCGUUGAAAUUUUUGUCUAUUUUGUUAUUAUCAUUAUAUUCAUUUCUUGUAAUUUUCUAACACUAUUAGGAAUUUAUUAUUAGCUUAAAAAACAACUAAAUGCAUGUUUAAAUUUAACUCCAAAAUUGAAAUCCACCUGUAUCACACUCACAGCAAUGGAUUAAACUUUUUUAGUUUUUUAUGAUUUGUGCAAUCUUAGCUCAGCUUAGUUCUGUUCUUUUUUAAUUAAAGAAAAAAAAAAUAGUUAGAUGUAAAUUUUAUUUUUGGUUGAAUUUUAAUCUUAUGUUUGAAAUUUGAGGGUUAAGGGAUUCAGAUUUGAGAUUAUGGUUGUGUUUUGCUUCAGAUUUGAGGAAAAUUGGAAGUGAUUUAAAAAAGCAUGAAUUUCAAGGGUUUUGGGAAUGAUCCGGGGGCGUCGGCCGCAGCAGCUGGUGGCGGAGUUGGGAGGACAACGCCGGGGAAUUUUCCACUUGUGAGGCAACCGUCGGUUUAUUCGUUGACGGUUGAUGAAUUUAUGAACAGUAUGGGUGGUUCUGGGAAGGAUUUUGGAUCAAUGAAUAUGGAUGAAUUGUUGAAGAAUAUUUGGACUGCAGAAGAGGUUCAAACAAUGGGUGGUGAAGAAGCUAUUAAUCAGUUGCAAAGACAAGGUUCGUUGACGCUGCCGCGGACGCUUAGUCAGAAAACAGUUGAUGAAGUUUGGAAGGAUAUUUCAAAGGAUUAUGGUCCUAAUUUGGCUGCACUACAGGCUCAGAGACAGCCAACUUUAGGAGAAAUGACUUUGGAAGAGUUUUUGGUUAGAGCUGGUGUUGUUAGGGAAGAUGCUAAACCUAAUGAUGGAGUUUUUCUUGGAAAUAAUGGUAAUUUGGGUUUGGCUUUUCAGCCUCAGCAGAUGAAUAAAGUUGGUGGUUUUAUGGGGAAUAAUAGAUUGAAUGGUAAUGAUGAUCCACUUGUUGUUGGUCUUCAGAGUCCUACUAAUUUGCCGUUGAAUGUUAAUGGGAUUCGAUCAACAAAUCAGCAACAGAUACAGAAUUCACAGUCUCAACAACAACACCAGAAUCAACAACUUCAGCAACUUCAACAACAGCAUCAACAGCAACAGCAGCAGCAGCAGCAGCAGCAGCAGAUAUUUCCGAAGCAACCUGGUUUGAACUAUGCAACGCAGAUGCCUCUGACUAGUAAUCAAGGAAUGAGAGGUGGAAUUGUGGGGCUGUCUCCUGAUCAAGGAAUGAAUGGUAAUCUUGUGCAAGGUGGAGGGAUUGGUAUGGUUGGUUUGGCACCUGGAGCUGUUCAAAUUGGUGCCGGAUCACCAGCUAACCAGUUAUCUAGUGAUCAAAUGGGAAAGAGUAACGGUGAUACUUCUUCUGUGUCACCGGUUCCUUAUGUUUUCAAUGGUGGUAUGCGAGGUAGGAAGAGUAAUGGAGCUGUGGAGAAGGUAAUUGAGAGGAGGCAGAGAAGAAUGAUCAAGAAUAGGGAGUCUGCUGCUAGAUCUCGGGCUCGUAAGCAGGCUUAUACCAUGGAAUUGGAAGCAGAAGUUGCAAAGUUAAAAGAAGAGAAUGAAGAACUUCAGAAAAAGCAGGAGGAAAUCAUGGAAAUUCAGAAAAAUCAAGUUAAGGAAAUGAUGAAUUUGCAGCGAGAAGUCAAGAGAAAAUGCUUAAGACGAACACAAACUGGUCCGUGGUAGAUUGAAGAUUGAAUUAUGAUUGCUCAGUUAAAAACAUUAUGUAUAUACACAUAAAUACAUGUUUUUCUGUAGAUUGAGGCUUUUGCAGUUUAGAUUAGCACUUGAACACUUUGAUGUCUUGCUAACAGUUUGCAUAGUUAGGGAGGAUAUGCACAGUAGUAGCGUGAGAAUAUGUGGUAGCGUGAGAAUAUGUUUCAGUACGCGUCCAACUUCAUGACACCAUUGGUCAGACAAUCUCCUGCAGAACACUUUCACUGAAUUCAAUUCAGUGAGAAGUGAAGCAUUUGUUCAUCAUGUACUUACUUCUAUUUAAUGCACUACUCAUGACUUUGGACCAGUGGUUUAUGAGUUUUUAUGAGACCACACAUUUUGCUAUUUGUAUCAAUAUGUUACUGAGUAAAUCGAAUAUUUCAUCUGCAAGCAGUAUUAAAAAUCAGAUUGAUAA
Molecule: messenger RNA, 2491 nt
Organism: Trifolium pratense (red clover)
Lineage: Eukaryota; Viridiplantae; Streptophyta; Magnoliopsida; Fabales; Fabaceae
Product: bZIP transcription factor TRAB1
Exons: 4
Coding region: 745-2046 (433 amino acids)
Biological process (GO): positive regulation of DNA-templated transcription
Cellular component (GO): nucleus
Molecular function (GO): DNA-binding transcription factor activity
Source: RefSeq, a predicted model, not a curated record